Ceutorhynchus assimilis (cabbage seed weevil) is the source of this 671-nucleotide messenger RNA. The record is from the annotation of a GenBank genome assembly. NCBI's taxonomy places the organism in Eukaryota, Metazoa, Arthropoda, Insecta, Coleoptera, Curculionidae.
GACAGGAGAAGCGCUUUCAACUGUCAUCUGUCAUUUGUCAACACCAACCAUCAACAAAACAAAAAUUCCUUUUCGGUUUUUGACAGCCGUGUAAAUAGGUUUUCCAAGAUGUUGAUGCCAAAAAAGAACAGAAUCGCUAUCUUUGAAUACCUUUUCAAGGAAGGUGUUAUGGUAGCCAAAAAAGACUACCAUGCCCCCAAACACGGUGAAUUAGAGAAUAUUCCCAAUUUACAAGUAAUCAAGGCCCUGCAAUCUUUAAAAUCGAAAGGUUACGUUAAGGAACAAUUCGCGUGGAGGCAUUACUACUGGUACCUCACCAACACAGGUAUUGAAUAUCUCAGAACAUUCUUGCACCUUCCCGCUGAAAUUGUCCCAUCCACUCUUAAGAGACAAGCCAGGACAGAGGCUGCUCGUCCCAGACCUGCGGCUGUUGGAAGGUCCGAAGGUGGCUUCAAGGGGGCAGAAGACAGGACUGGAUACAGGAGAAACCCUGCGGCCCCAGGAGCAGACAAGAAAGCUGAUGUUGGCGCCGGUACUGGAGAACUAGAGUUCCGUGCAGGUUUUGGCAGAGGCAGACCAGAGAGCAGGCCUCAAUAAACCAUUUUUUUUUUAUAAUUUAAGAAAAUCAUGAUUGCUAAAUAAAUAUUAUUUGUUUAGUGGAAAAAUGAAGU